AUGGCUUCCAAACAGAUAGCGCUGGAGCGCAUCGCCGAGGCAAGUCAGGAGGAUUCGACAACAGCCGGAGCAGACUCGGUGGAUGAUCUAGCUCUGGAGAGUCACAUGCAACCGAGUCCUACUGAGAAUGGCCAGGACAAAGAGCCAAUAGCUGCUACAGAUGCGCUUCCUCCUAGUGAGAACGACGCCUAUGAACCGUCGAUUGAACCCGUCUCAGAAGCUCAGCUCGAGACAACCGUGGCACCAGCCUCCUUAGACCCUCAGACCCUAUUCUCUGCCUUCAGCAAGCGCCAAAAGCUAUUCAUUGUGACCAUGGUCUCUCUGGCAUCCUUUUUCUCCCCUCUCUCCGGCCAAAUCUACUACCCCGUCAUGCCAACCUUGGUAAAGAACUACCAGCUGACUCCCGCACUGAUCAAUCUCACCAUCACAACAUACAUGAUUCUUCAGGGUCUGGCUCCAGCUUUCAUGGGUACAUUUGCUGACACGGGAGGAAGACGCCCAGCCUAUAUCAUUGCCUUCGUCGUCUACACCGCCGCCAACAUUGGACUCGCUCUGCAGGACAGCUUCGCAGCUUUGAUGGUACUGCGCUGUAUUCAGAGUGCAGGAAGCAGCGGCACCGUGGCCUUCGGGUAUGGGGUUGUAGCGGACAUGGCGACAACAGCUGAGCGAGGGAAGUAUAUCGGUCCCAUGGCAGCUGGUGUGAUGAUUGCGCCGGCUCUGGGUCCUGUUAUCGGUGGUCUUUUGGCCAAGUUCCUUGGCUGGCGAAGUGUCUUCUGGUUCCUGGUUGUCAUCAGUGGUGGGUAUUUGAUCUUUUUUGUGAUUGCCAUGCCUGAGACAGCGCGUAAGAUUGUUGGUAACGGGAGCGAGGUGCCAGCUGAGUGGUGGCGCAUGUCUGUGCUUCAAUGGUUCUCGACCAGAAUACAUCGUCUGCAGAAAAGAUCGGAUGAGCAACAGCAUACCGGGGAAGGAUCUCAACAGUCUGGACAACAGCCCCGGCAGACGAAGCUGAAGUUCCCCAACCCACUCCAUUCAAUCGUCAUUCUUCUUGAAUGGGAUGCCCUCAUCAUCAUCUCAUACGUCGGGUUCGUGAUGUUCGCAAAUAUUGCCUUGCUAACCAGCACCCCGAACCUGUUCGGUCCCUUGUACGGAUUCAACGAGCUUCAAAUCGGUCUCUGCUUCUUACCCUUCGGCGUAAGUUCUUGCCUCGGCGCAGUGCUAUACGGGAAAGUAAUCGACUGGAGCUACAAGCGCACAGCCGAAAAGACCGGCCUCCCCGUGGAUCGUCAGAAAGGCGACAAUCUACGCAAUUUCCCAAUCGAGCGUGCCCGUCUACAUACCGUCUUUCCUGUCAUGGCCGUCGGCAUUGCAGCUUUCAUCCCGUAUGGCUGGGUCUUGCAGCAGAGGGUACACCUGGCCGUACCCCUCGUGUUGCAGUUCAUCAUUGGAUUCUGCUUCGUUGCAUCCUUGAAUUGUCUUAAUACUCUUCUUGUCGAUCUUUUCUCAGACAGACCUGCCACAGCUGCGGCAGCGUGCAAUCUUGUUCGUUGCUGUCUCGGUGCUGUCGGUGCUGCGGUCAUCAACCAGAUGCUUAGUGGAAUGGGAUGGGGCUGGUGCUUCAUCUUCCUGGGCUUGGUUAUGGCCGCUGGGAUACCCUUGCUCUGGAUUGAGUGCGUGUAUGGAAUGGGGUGGAGAGAGAAGAGGCUGCUCAAGAUUGAGCGCAAGAAGAGGGGGAAGGAGGCUGGAGAUCUCCCGGUCGAAUGUGACGAUAAUGAUGAGCAGCAGCUUGACAAGGACAACCAUGUCCAGGAAGUUGUUGUUAAUCCUCAGACGGUGACCGUUGCUGAGGCUAAGACUCGCUUGAAAUAA
Messenger RNA from Penicillium antarcticum, 1866 nucleotides. RefSeq names its product putative MFS transporter. Gene Ontology annotation, molecular function: transmembrane transporter activity. Lineage: Eukaryota; Fungi; Ascomycota; Eurotiomycetes; Eurotiales; Aspergillaceae. The transcript is spliced from 2 exons. The record is from RefSeq and is a predicted model, not a curated record. Bases 1 to 1866 code for a protein of 621 amino acids. Gene Ontology annotation, biological process: transmembrane transport.